Molecule: messenger RNA, 488 nt
Organism: Drosophila grimshawi
Lineage: Eukaryota; Metazoa; Arthropoda; Insecta; Diptera; Drosophilidae
Exons: 2
Coding region: 169-444 (91 amino acids)
Source: RefSeq, a predicted model, not a curated record
UGCUUUGUGGAGGAUGGCAAAGCGCUUACGCUUGAAAUAACUACAAACAAUAUUGUAGUCGUGAACUUGGUAGGCAUAUCAAACCUGAAACUUUAUAGUCAUGGACGCAGCAAAGCGACGAAUAUCAAUGGGUUCCGGAUAGAAAUAUGCAAGAUCCUGAACACCAAAAUGCGUCCUUCCCUGGUGUCCUUUAUUUAUAAUGGUAUACUAGGAGCCGAUAACAAUUUGCCUGCUAAGUGUCCCUUCAGUAGGAACACCACCUAUGUAAUACGACGAAUGCAAUUUAGUUCCAAAUAUGUGCCUUCCAUUCUGACAGAGGGUAAUUUUACAUUCAAUGCAACAUUUUGGGGAACCAAUGGAAGUCUAUUUGACAUGAAAUUAGCAGGCUCAAUUUGUAAUAUGAAUCAUGAUUGCACUGGAUCUGGAAAUGUUACAACAUCCUGAUAUGUGUAUUGAAUGUAUUGUCAUUUUUCAUUCGUAAAUAAAAA